This is a messenger RNA of Camelina sativa (false flax), 749 nucleotides long. The record is from RefSeq and is a predicted model, not a curated record. NCBI's taxonomy places the organism in Eukaryota, Viridiplantae, Streptophyta, Magnoliopsida, Brassicales, Brassicaceae.
AUUCUCUGUGUGUGUGUGUGUUGUUCAUGUAGAGGAUGAGACUAUGCAGAGAGUACAUGGGGAAGAGUGGGACUCAUCAGCAUUUGCUUCUAUUUCAAUAUCCUCGCCAUCAUAAGCGUUACUUCUUCCCUCAACAAGGAAGAGGCACAAGUUUCUCUGCAGGAGAUGACUCAUGCCGGUUCAAGAGUGGUGUUCGAUCAACAAUACUAGAAAACCCCCCAAAUACUGCAAGGAAAGCUAACAAGGCAGGGAGCUUCUCUUUUGCACCCAUCAUCGUACACAACAACAUCAACAGCAGAACACCAAGUAAAAGAACAAACUCUCCUAUGAGAUUCCCUCUCUUACGUUCAGGAUCUCUACUGAAACGUUCAAGCUCCCCAAGCCAACCAAAGAAACCGCCCUUACCAGAACCACAAAGAGCGAUACCUGUGUCGAGAAAUACAGAGAUAGUGGAGAUAAAGCAAUCUUCAUCGCGUAAAGGGAAGAAGAUUCUGAUGCUCAAGGCGUUGAUGAGCAUGAGCAAGUCCAGAAACUAAACCUCUUGUACUUUGAUGUCAUCACCGUUCCAACAGCCUAAAAGGCUUAAUUGGCUAAGCAGCCCAACUACUCAAUAAGCAGUCCACGAUACAUGGCCCAUGAAAACUAAUAAUCUACUCGUGAAGUCCGAAAGUCAAGUCCGAAAGAGAAGACGGAGAGUCAAAGAGGUAUGAGAAUCUUGGAAGAACCAAAACGAAGCUGAAGCAUCUCAA